This is a messenger RNA of Erpetoichthys calabaricus (reedfish), 2282 nucleotides long. RefSeq names its product solute carrier family 66 member 1 (gene slc66a1). The transcript is spliced from 8 exons. Bases 497 to 1426 code for a protein of 309 amino acids. NCBI's taxonomy places the organism in Eukaryota, Metazoa, Chordata, Cladistia, Polypteriformes, Polypteridae. The record is from RefSeq and is a predicted model, not a curated record.
AAUCCAACAGCAUCUGAAUGCAACCGCAUACAAUGAAUUCUGCAAUUUAUCUAAACUUUUUGUUUUGACUUCAGAAGCCUGCGACGGAACCGGAAAUGGCGUGGAAAGUGAUGUUAUUGUUUAGUAGUUGUUAGGCGCAAUAGUCAGGUUUUUCUCCUGUGUUUCAUUUUUUGUUUAAUCAAGUCGGGAAAUAAACAGAAAACCCAAACUAUGAUAGUCGUUACUGCUUUUUACGUUUUGUUCUGAACCAAUCUCCUGCAAUGAAUCAAGCGAAAGGCCUCUAUCUUGCUACAUCUCUUUGGCUAAAAUGCGGAAGCAAGUCACCUGAUUUAUCACGAAAAGCAAAACAGUUUAAUGAUUAGAGAGAGCGAACCUGAAAAACAUCAGACAGAUGGUUCUCGGUGUUUGAGACGACGGCUUUUGUGGCGAUCGUUAGAGAUUGAUUGAAGGGUAGUCUGACAAGCUUGUGUGGUACUUCUUUAUCCUGAUCAACAUAAUGCCCUUGAGUGUAGUGUCCUGGAGAAUCGGGUUAUUCUCGAAUAACUCUAACGACAACUUCACCUCAUUGUGCCCAAAUGGUUCUGUGUGGAUAUGGGAAGGUUUGAAGGAGUGCGCAGUGGAUGGCAGGGAUAUGGCCAGCGUUUACCUGGGACUGCUGUCCAUAGUCUGUUUCAUGUUUUCCUCAAUUCCGCAAUACUACAGGUCUUGGAAAAGUAAAAAUAUGGAUGAGGCUCUGUCGAUCUGGUUCUUACUAGGAUGGUUGGGAGGAGAUUCCUGUAAUCUGAUUGGUUCAUUCCUUGCAGAUCAACUUCCCCUUCAGAUAUAUACUGCAGUGUACUAUGUUGUAGCAGACCUUUUAAUGCUGGCACUUUAUCUUUACUUCUCUAAAAUGCGGAGUAAAGCAACACAGAGUGGCAAUUCAAUAAAUUCAGUUGCUGUGAUUUUGCUUAUUGGGGGAUCAGCCUCAUUCUUCCUUUUCCAAGGAAAUGACUUUUAUCCUGAUGUGCCCUCAACAUUCAGAGGGCGUACUUUACUGACAGUUUCUGCAGACCACAGUAAGGAAUUCACUAGAAAACAGAUCAUCGGCUUCACGAUUGGCUCGUUUUCCUCCUUGCUGUAUCUUUGUUCCCGCAUACCUCAGAUCUACACUAAUUUUAAGAGAAAGUCAACUAAAGGUUUGUCCUUCUUCUUAAUUGCACUGGUAAUCCUGGGGAAUGCAACCUAUGGAGUAAGUGUUCUUUUGAAAAACCCAGACCAUGGGCAGACAGAAAGAGACUACAUUGUCCACCAUAUUCCAUGGCUGAUUGGCAGUCUUGGGACCCUCAGCCUAGACUUUAUAAUAUCAAUACAAUUCUUGGUGUACCUCAACCAAACUACAGACGAUGAGCAGACAACCAGCCUUCUAGACCACAGUUCUAGUACUUGAACAGUCAAGUAGCAAUGUUUAGUUUUCACUUAUCUGAUUUGGGUGCUGUAAUGCCAUCACAUGUAAAUUGUUAUUGGCUCAUGAGAUCAUGCCAUCGAUCCCAUAUGUUUGUGCUUUGUUUGGUGUGUGUGUUGUUGUUGUUUGUUUUUUUUGUUUUUUUUUAAGGGACCAGUUCUUAAAACGUUUUAUUCUGAUGGAGAAAAAAAGGGACACUUGUUGAAAUGUCAUUGCAAAAAUUGGAACAUUUUAAAUGCCUGAAAUCAGGCAAAAAAAAAUCACUUUAGUAGUAGUGUACCAAUUUUAAAAAUUAGAAUUUAUGUUUUGCUCACUGACAAAACUAAAAAUGAUAAGCCAACAAGAGAGUAACAGGAAUUAAGCUAGGCUUUUGUCCCCUGAUGGGCCUUAAAGGCAGAGCAGGAACUUAGUGAUACACACAUUUUGUCCAAACAGGAAUUGCUAAAUAUCAGUGCCAGUGUGUUAAGUGGCAUCCUUGCACUUUAAAUAGGUCAAAUAUAAAUGACCCCAGGCCUGUUAAGAGUUGUGUACUUGUUGCAGCAGGAUCUGUCUGACAGGUCUGUGCUCAUGUAAAGUGUACAGAACUUAACAUUUCAUUGUUAGUGAAGCAGACCAUAAUCAUGGCCAGGUGCAGAUCCGAUUGUAGUGGAGUUUCCACUUCUGGUAUUACACAUUUUAAAAGAAUCUUUUUGGUUAUGUCAGUAAGACUUUUUAAAAAAAUGUAUAGUUAUGUUUUAUUUGCAACAUUUAAACCAGCAAAACUGUAUUUUAAGUGUUUUAUGACCAAUUUCUCAUUCUCAUGUGAUAUGAGAUAAAACAAUAAAAAGAGAAUUGUGUAGAA